AUCAUAUCUAAGUGUUCCAUAUUCAGCGAUCGCACAGACAUACCUACAAAUGUCACCUACAUUCAACACGCUCGUGUGGUCAUAUUAACUAGUCUAUGUUGCAGAUAACACCUGGUAAGGCGAGGCGUUAUGAAGCCAUGGGCGGUCAAGAUUGUCGCGCUCAAGCGAUUAGAAGCAACAAAAAGAAAACAAUGCGAGUUUAGCAUGAAUGGGGUCUAGAUUUGCUGGUUGCAAGCAUUACUGUGCUAUAUAAGGUGCACCGAUUACCAGCCGAUUGCACAGUUUGACGCCGGUUCGGUUUCUGUGUGGUAUUCUUGGCGAGUGUGUUGUGAUAUUGGAAAUCAGUUUACAUUAAAAAUAGUUUCAUAAUAAAAAAAAGAAUGUUGUGGAAAACAUUUUCGUUAGCCAUCACCUAUUUUGUGCUAUGUGGAUUAACGACGGAAGUUGGAGCCGGAGCUUGCAUUAUACCACAACCGCUGAAGGGCCAAGAAAUGAAUUUGGUACGUGUGGAUGACGAAGCUUUGCCCUCCGAUGAAGUCUUGCCGCGUCCAAGACUGGACGGACGCAUUGUAGGUGGCUACAAAGUGAAUAUUACGGAUGCGCCACAUCAAAUUUCGCUGCAAACAAGUGGCGGACAUAUUUGCGGCGGUUCUAUAAUAGCGCCACGCUGGGUGCUCACAGCUGCUCAUUGUACUGACGGUAAAACCCCGGAGAAGUUAAAAGUGCGUAUCGGUUCCUCAGAGGCAGCUAGCGGUGGCCAAUUGUUGCGCGUCAAACAGAUUGUACAACAUGAGAAGUUUAAUUACUCCAAUGUGGAUUAUGAUUUCUCUUUACUACAUCUGGAGAAGGAAAUACAGUAUUCUGACAAUAAAAAACCUAUCAAGUUACCCGACGAGAAGGAUCAGUUUAUGGAUGGCGAUAUCUGUUAUGUGACCGGCUGGGGCAAUACACAAAAUGCCAGCGAGUCACGUCAGUGGUUGCGUCAAGCUGAAGUGCCGCUGUUCAACCAUGAACUCUGCUCUGAGAAAUACAAGCAAUUUGGCGGCGUUACAGAUCGUAUGGUUUGUGCUGGUUAUCUGGAGGGCGGCAAAGACGCUUGUCAGGGCGAUUCAGGUGGUCCACUUAUUACCAAAGAUGGAAUGCUGGUGGGUGUGGUGUCAUGGGGCUAUGGUUGCGCUAGACCUGAAUAUCCUGGCGUGUAUUCACGUGUGCAAUUUGCGCGUGAUUGGAUACGACAGCAUAGCGAAGUUUAAGUCCGAAGGGAGAAGGAAUUUAUUAUAAAAACUGGCAGGGAUUCUUUAGUUCUUAAUCGUUUAUUCAACGAAGAUUUUAAUUUUGAUCUUCAAAUGUUUUAUUAAAUAAAAU
Molecule: messenger RNA, 1365 nt
Organism: Bactrocera dorsalis (oriental fruit fly)
Lineage: Eukaryota; Metazoa; Arthropoda; Insecta; Diptera; Tephritidae
Product: trypsin-1
Exons: 4
Coding region: 381-1253 (290 amino acids)
Biological process (GO): proteolysis
Molecular function (GO): serine-type endopeptidase activity
Source: RefSeq, a predicted model, not a curated record